Messenger RNA from Aspergillus nomiae NRRL 13137, 1272 nucleotides. Its product is annotated as DUF2855 family protein. Bases 1 to 1272 code for a protein of 423 amino acids. The transcript is spliced from 3 exons. NCBI's taxonomy places the organism in Eukaryota, Fungi, Ascomycota, Eurotiomycetes, Eurotiales, Aspergillaceae. The record is from RefSeq and is a predicted model, not a curated record.
AUGUCCGAUAUCGAGACUAUCCAUGUGGUUUCCAAAAAAGAUAACAGCCAACAUGCUGUUGUCACUAUUGAGAAUCCCUUAAGGCAACUGCCGCCUUCAUCGGUUCGCGUACGGCCGCUUUUACUCAGUUUGAGCUCCAAUAACCUUUCCUAUGCACGUGGCGGGGAGAAACUUCAUUGGUGGGAUACCUACCCCGUCCCAAGUGCAGCACCAGCUCCAUACAACGACCAAUCGGCGUGGGGGAUCGUCCCGGCAUGGGGGUAUGGCACCGUGCUCGAGAGCACGACUGAUAUCGCGCCCGGAUCGACACUCUGGGGGUUUUGGCCGACGUCAGGACUCCCGACGGAGCUUACGCUAAUCCCGGGCGAGCCGCGCGGGCAUUGGAUUGAGGUUAGCGAGCACCGGCAACGUCUCAUGACCUACUACAACCGCUACGAGGUCGUCAGUGAAGAUGAUCGGGAUAACAUGGCCUGGGCUGCCGCCAUGAUCUGGGGCGCCGGAUAUCUGCUCAGUGAGUAUGUCUUUUCGCCUACAGGAACGCCUGUCCAUCCCUACGGUGGUGCGGCUGGGCUGCCCUGGACUACUGAGGAUGCGGACUUGUCGUCUGCGGUUGUUGUUAAUUUGGCUGCGUCGACCAAGACGGCGCGCUCCUUUACGUAUAACCUUUUGUGUCGGCCCGCUGGGUCCGGGCCGUUGGGUGUCUUGCAGAUUACUUCUUCGCCUGAGGCUCUGGAGCGCGCUGCUGAGCGGCAGAUUGCGAAACGUCAGUUGGUCGCUGGGCCGGUGAAGGCUCUGGCUUAUUCUGAUGUAGAUCAGGCGGUGCCCUGGUUGGUUGGCCUGAAGCCGUCGAAAUUAGUGGUUAUUGAUUAUGGGGCUCGGGAUAAUGUCCUUCUACGACUUCGCGAACUGGUGCAGACCCAUGAGACGCUUCAGAACUGCAAGGUUGUGAUUAUCCAAGUUGGAGGCCAGCAGAAGGUGUACACAGCGGAUGAGCUGCGCGAAGCCUAUGCAUCUAUCCAAGCGCUGGGGAAGAUUCAAUCCAAUGCGUCUACUACCCGGGAUACGGCGAUUGAACUUGACGGCCCCGAUGCGUUUUUCGAUAGAAUGAAUCAGCGGUGGAAGCAAUGGCUUGAUGAUCGCGCGUCCACGGUCUCUGACUUGCGUCUGGUCUGGGGUAAGGGGGUUGCAGGCACCGAGGGGAUAUACGGCGGAUGGGAGCGGCUGACGAAGGGGGAUGUCCGUCCAGAGGAGGCGCUGGUGUAUAUGGUCUAA